AAGUGAGUGAAAAUGGAUCUCUUCUCGCAGAAGAACAUCAUUGUUGAGUAUUGGCAGUACUUCUUGCCGCUCUUCACGCUCGGAUUGAGUCUCUUCCUGCUGAAUUUCACGCGGAAGCCCAAGCAGCCACACCAGGAGCCCGUGGAGCGAGAUCUCGACCCAUCCGAGACGGAGUCCAGGAAGAAGGUCACCGAGGAUGAUGUUAAUUAUGAGGCAGACGUUCUUACGCCGGCGCUCGAGGGCGUGGGUCAUCGGCCCUACAAGGGCAUUAGCGUGACCUUUCCCGGAGGAAUUGACAAGUUCUACGAGAUGGUCAACGACCGCCGCAGCAUCAGGAAGUACAGCAAGCGUCCAGUCGAUUGGCGCCUCGUGGAGAGAUGCAUUCACGCCGCAGGCACUGGGCCAAGUGGCGCUCACACGGAGCCGUGGACGUUCUGCGUGGUGUCGGACGCCGACACGAAGGAGCAAAUCCGGGAGAUCAUUGAGCAGGAGGAGUACACGAACUACGCGCAACGCAUGUCGCGCCAGUGGACGACGGAUCUGCAGCCGCUGAGGACGAAUCACAUCAAGGAGUACCUCACGGACGCGCCGCACCUCGUGCUGGUGUUCAAGCAGGGCUACAGCUUCCGCGAGGACGGCAGGAAGAAGCAGCACUACUACAACGAGAUCUCCGUCGCCAUCUCCGUGGGCAUUCUCCUGUGCGCCUUCCAGAGCGCCGGACUCAACUCCCUCGUCACGACGCCACUCAACUGCGGCCCGGCGCUCAGAUCCCUGCUCAACCGACCUGCACAGGAGAAGCUGCUCGUCCUGCUGCCCGUGGGCUACGCAGCGGACGACUGCGAGGUGCCGGACAUCCACAGGAAGCCAGUGGACGAGAUUCUGGUCAAGUACUGACAUACACUU
Molecule: messenger RNA, 903 nt
Organism: Phlebotomus argentipes
Lineage: Eukaryota; Metazoa; Arthropoda; Insecta; Diptera; Psychodidae
Gene: Iyd
Product: iodotyrosine deiodinase
Exons: 3
Coding region: 13-894 (293 amino acids)
Molecular function (GO): oxidoreductase activity
Source: RefSeq, a predicted model, not a curated record